Messenger RNA from Sitodiplosis mosellana (orange wheat blossom midge), 2202 nucleotides. RefSeq names its product phenoloxidase 2-like. Bases 75 to 2042 code for a protein of 655 amino acids. NCBI's taxonomy places the organism in Eukaryota, Metazoa, Arthropoda, Insecta, Diptera, Cecidomyiidae. The record is from RefSeq and is a predicted model, not a curated record. The transcript has 8 exons.
UUCGGUUCCAUCAGUUAGUAAGAAAGUAAGGUCAAGUUUCAAUUUUGUAGUUUGUCGCCUAAAUCAAAAACAAAAUGUCAUCGCAUAAAGUGAAUAAACGUGUUGGUUCAGUUAUGAGUCGUCCGCAUCAGAAAGCUGGACUUGAGGAUGCAGAGAAAAAUACCGAUCCACAAAAUCAGGAAAUUCUUUUAGCGUUUACCCUCACUGGAUUGAAUAGAUCGGAUUUCUUCUCGCAAUUUUUUCCACUUCAUCGACAAAUCGCCUCGCGACUCAUCGAUUAUUUGAUAUCCAUCGACUCCGUUGAUAAACUAUUGCAAAUUUCUUCGUAUGGUCGUGACUUUAUCAAUCCGAACUUGUUUAAUUAUUGUUUUGGCAUGGCGGUUCUCAACCGAAAAGAUACCGCUGAUUUGUUGCUACUGAGUCCCGCGGAAACGUUUCCGGAUAAGUUUUUCCCUGCUGAGGUAUUCCAGCAUGCAAUCGAAGAGUUGACGGUUGUUCCAGAGGGCUCGAGGAAACCAAUUUUGAUCGAUAUACCAAAAAUGGCCACUGACAAAUACGCUGAAGUACGAUUGGAAUACUUUCGACAUGAUCUUGGUUUGAAUGUUUGCUAUGAUUUCUGGCAUUUGACUCAUCCAUUCGAAGCGGUGAAGAGGGAAAUCGUGGAUUUGGACCGUCGCGGAGAGCUAUGGUAUUAUUUCCAUCAGCAAAUAAUUGCGCGAUAUAAUGCUGAACGCUAUUGCAAUGGUUUGCUUCCGGUUGUGCCGUUAUCCAAUUUCGAUGAACCGAUUGAAGAGGGCUAUUUUCCUAAGAUAUGCACCCAAUAUCUGCUACACUCAUGGGCGCCACGUUUUGAUAACAGUAAAAUACGUGAUUUGCAUCGUCCAUACGAAGGACUUGUCGUCAAUAAAACGAAAUUUCAACGAUGGAUCGAUCGAAUUUGCAACGCAAUUGAAUUGGGCAACAUUUUAGACGACAAAGGUGCCCAAAUCCCAUUGAACAACGAUAAAGGUGUUGAUCAUAUCGGCAACAUAUUACAGUCAUCUGUACUGUCACCGAAUCGAACAUACUACGGCGAUAUUUGUAACAUUGGCCAUGCUUUCAUCGCUUAUUGUCAUGACCCGGAAAAUAUGGCAUUGCAAGCGUACAGUGUAAUGGGCGAGCCUUCAACAUGUACACGUGACGUGCUCUUCUAUCGCUGGUAUGCCUUCCUUGUGCGAAUUGUUCAAAAUCAUAAAUCCCAAUUGCCAGCAUACACAAAAAAUCAGCUUGGUUUUGAUGGCAUCAAAAUAUCUUCAAUAUCCAUUGAAAAUGGUAAAGGUGGCAAGCAGAACCAAAUAAAUACCAGUUGGGAUGAGAGUGACUUCAAUCUUAAAAAUGGUUUGAGUUUUCAACCUGACGGUGAUAUUUUUGUAAGAUGUGUACACUUGGCACAUGAAGAUUUUCAAUAUGUAUUCGACAUAGAGAACAACAGUUCAUCGCAACAAACGGGAACGGUUCGCAUUUUUUUGAGCCAAAAGAAUAAUGUUCGCGAUAGAGAACUCACAUUCGAAGAGAUUAGAAUGUUGAUGAUAGAGUUGGAUCGCUUCCCAGUGAACCUUCCACCUGGAAAAAAUCAUAUUAUUCGCAGAUCGACUGAGUCUUCGGUAACAAUCCCAUCCAAAAAUAUAUUCGAACCAGACGUAAUUCGACAGUCGAUAACUUCCAAAUCAAAUGUCGACUCAUCGUAUUGCUUGUCGGGGUGGCCCGCUCAUCUCUUGAUUCCCAAGGGCACAAAAGAAGGCGCUAAUUUCCUACUUUUUGCCAUGGUUUCGAAAGAUGACCCGGUUGUCGACCCUUCCACUAAGGGUAGUAAUGACGGUACAUAUGGAAAGUGCAGAAGUGCAUCAUCCUACUGUAGUCUGCCGAAGCGUAAAUAUCCCGACAGCAGAAGCAUGGGCUUUCCAUUUGAUCGCCCAGCAGCACUCGAUGUAUUGUCAUUGCAUUCAUAUCUUCAACCAAAUAUGAAGACUUUGGAUGUUACCAUCAAAUUCAGUGACAAGUAAAAGGAUCCAAACCACCCAAACCUGCUGAUAAAUUGAACAAUUAUAAUAUACAGUAUACUAUGGACAACGCAUAAAAUAAUCAAACUUAUUUGUAUACCAUUUUAAACCCUUUUUAUUUAAAGUAAGCAUAAAUACAUAGCAAACAAUACGAACAUCAAAA